Messenger RNA from Setaria italica (foxtail millet), 1534 nucleotides. RefSeq names its product probable transcription factor At1g66420. The record is from RefSeq and is a predicted model, not a curated record. The transcript is spliced from 2 exons. Bases 189 to 1145 code for a protein of 318 amino acids. Gene Ontology annotation, cellular component: nucleus. Gene Ontology annotation, biological process: regulation of DNA-templated transcription. NCBI's taxonomy places the organism in Eukaryota, Viridiplantae, Streptophyta, Magnoliopsida, Poales, Poaceae.
CCGGUCCCCCCUGAACCUCGGCACGCACGGCACGCCGCGCCGCGCUCCGCUCCCUUCCCGACUCCCGAGCGAAACCCCUGCGCCGCUGCCCGCACUCCCCUUCUUCCCCCUUCCGCUCGGCUCCCCGCAUUUCCUACCCCCAAUUUCCCAUCCGAAAUUCGAAUCGCCCGCCUCCCGAGCCCUCGCCGAUGCCCUCCAAGCGCCCGUCCCCGCACGCCAUGGACGAGGCCGGCGCCGCCGCGUCCGCCUCCGCCGCGCGCCUCCGCCCCUCCACCCCGCGCUCCAAGAAGCGCUCCUCCCGCUCCAAGCCCCGCGCGCGCUCCCGCGACCGCCGCCGCUCCCCGAACCCUAACCCUAGCUCCCGCCGCGAGCGCGGCUCGGAGCCCGGCUCCGCGGUGCCCGCGCCCGCGCCCUCCCGCAAGAGCGACCGCAGGCCCAGGCCGCGCUACAUCCCGGACUCCGCCACGCUCGCGACGGCCAUCGCCUCGUCCGCCGCCCCCUCGUCCGGCGGCGGCGGCCGCGGCAGCGCGGGCGCCAUCUCCAAGCUCUGGACCGAGGCCGACGAGGUCGCGCUGCUCACGGGCGCGGCCGCCUUCAAGGACCGCACCGGCGUCGCGCCGCGGCUCCCGGACAUGGCCGACCUGUUCGAGUCCAUCAGGGACUCCCUCUCCCCGCACCUGGACCAGGCCAAGAUGUACUACAAGCUCAAGCGCCUCAAGAGCAAGUUCCAGCACUCCGUGCCGGGGGACUCCAGCACCGCGCAUGAGCACAGGGUGCGCGACCUGUGCGCGGCCCUCUGGGAUGCCGAGCCCGCGCGCCCUGUAGAGAACGACGUCGUGGAGGCUGGGGAGGCCGAGGAGGACGACGCCGACGGGGGAUUCACUGGCGCCGAUAGGGAGGGGUCCGCGAGGCUGCCUAUGGUCAAGGAGGUGCUGGGAGAGUACUGGAAGGUGAACGGGCAGGGCCUGUCAGGGGUGUCGCUGGAGAAGGGUUUAGCGCUGCUUGGGUCACAGGAGGCUAGUGCGGCUGAGGUCAAGUGGAGGCGACAGCUCGAGGCGGAUAUGCGCAUACAGAUGCGUCGGCAUGAACUGGGAAAAGAGGUCUAUGGCCUGCUCAUCGAUGCCAUCAAAGGCCUAGGGCCUUAGCUUGGGUGCUGUUGGUGGAGUACAUAGCGGGAUACAUAGUUGUGGUGUUAUUUUGUAGGCUGAUCAAUCCAACCUCUUGGUUGCUGACAGAAAAGACCUAACAAGGUGUGAGGUGCGGUAGGGGUUUGCACGAAUCAGUCGUGUCAAUUUGUCUAGCUGUCGAACAAUUCAAUGAUUGUCUAAGUCACUUAGUAUUGGAUUCUGGAGGUGUUCUGUUUGCUAAUCUGUCUGCAAAGAAAGCUUGGUCUACGAUCAGACAGCUUUCAGAUGAAUGCUACAUUUCUGUAAAUCAUUCGCUAAGUAUUAUUGCGAUGAUACUGUGUUUAAGUGUAGAAUCCAGUAGUUCAAUUUGUCUUCUUGGUAUGAUAUGUUGCUGUCUUGGCUCGAUA